AUGGAUUCCGAAAGCAAUAAUGGAGGUCCAUCGGCUGAGCGACCUGUCUUAGCUUCUCGCGCGUGUGACAAUUGUCGUGUCCGUAAGAUCAAAUGUGAUAGAGCUUCUCCAUGUUCAAACUGCCGGAUCGCGAAGAGUAUCUGUCGAACCUCCCCAAGAGUAAAAGAGCAGCGCCAGAGGGUUUUGAUAUCGCAUCAAUACGAGAAGAAAAUAGAGACCAUAGACGAGAGGCUUACGAGCAUUGAGCGCCUUCUACAAGAUCUCGCGUUAUCCAUCCCGACUUCAAGCCAAGCGCCACCCAACACCCGACAGUCAAGCGACCAUUCACGACAAAAUGACGGCGCAAAGGUCCGUUCGGUCAUCCAAAAAUCAGAGGCAACCACCCCGAGUGCGCAUUUUGAAGGAGAAUCCGCCCUCAGUGCGCAUUCGGUUCUUGCAAGUGCUAUUUUCGAACAGACGAUGGGAAGUAGUCCGAAUAUAGAGCAGAAUCCAGCCAUGAUCCAAGCCCUAUCGUCAUUGCGAGAUAUUGUGAAAGGGCAAACUCGUCCCUGUGGGAUGCAUGUACUGCGAUUUCCUGGCCAGUCACCGGGGAAAAGACUUGAUCUCUCUCAGCUGGAGCUACCCCCCUUGGAUAUUGUCCUUUCAAUGCUUCGGCUUUCGAAAGGCAUGCCUCUAUUUAUUCCCUUUGCAGCAAACCUUAACUUACUUGUCCUAGAUCAUUAUCCUAUUUUUUUUCUCACCGUUCCGAUGUUGGAUUUGCCGUCCUUCACUCAACUUUGCAAAGAUUUAUAUUUUUGCACCGACGAGUACUCUAGUGCCCAGUUUGCUACUGUUAACUGCGCACUUUCGUAUCUUUUCAAAGAAUACACAUAUUAUGGACCGAAUGGCACAUUAAAGGACAAAUUUAACGAAUACUCUGAUAUGUGUAGAUUGAAUUUUGAAACCAUUAUUAGCAGUUUUGACCUGUUUGUGGAGCCAAACUACGAUAAUAUUCUAGCGCUCGCUUUUGGAGCCUUUCAUGCAACUGAACUUUCCAAAACUUCGCUUUGUUGGAAUUUCACUGCCGUGGCAGCUCGAAUGUGCCAGAGUUUGGGCUAUCACCGUACAUUCCCCAGAAGGGACGAGAGUGGAGGGGAUACUCCUACCAAUGUUACAAGAGAAAGAUCACUUUUUUGGUUCAUAUAUAUGAUGGAUAAAAGCAUGUCUUUAUGUUUGGGCAGAACCUCUACUCUCCAGGAUUAUGAUAUCGCGGUUGAAUACCCGGAAUUGCCAGAUGAUCCUGGCCUACGCCCCUGGCGCCUGCUUUACCAAUAUUGGACUGAAUACAGCAAAAUUGUGGGCAGAGUCUACGAACUUCUCUUCUCUGCCCGGGCGUUAUGCGAUAGUGCGGCAGAACGUUCGAGGAAAGCCCAGAAGCUCGAGGAAGAAAUCAAAGAUUGGCGCACCACAAUGGCCCGAUUUGAACCAGGCGACGCAUACCACGCUUUCUUUUUUGGUUGGAUGAUCCCAGGCGCAGACCUGAGUUACUAUUUGCUUCUUACUUUGGUAUAUCGCGCGCUCCCGCCUACACAACCGCCAGAAACUCCGUCCGGCCUGAGUUUACUCUGUGUAGAGUCUGCUAGACGAGCCCUACAACUUCACCAACAUGUCAUGUUGACAUUUCGUGCGAAAGACACGUAUGUGAUGAAAGGAUAUGUAGAUUGGACCAUUUUGCAAUGCCCUUUCGUUCCCUUCCUGGUAAUUUUCUGUCACACCAUAUCCUCGGGUGACCUGGACGAUUUGAAAUUGCUCGAAGAGGUCGCAACCAGUCUACAGGCUGCAGGGAGUCUUUCAGAAGGUGCUGAGCGAUUGUAUCGCUUGUGUAUGGUGUUCUAUCAGGUUGCGAAGGUAUACGUGGAUGCAAAACGCCAGGAAGUUGAGAACACAAAUACCACCUCGGAAUACCAACCAAUUGCUUAUCCGGGUGAGCAAUUCGACAGUUAUUUGAACGCUCUUGGCCUGGGACCGUCUUUGGCACCUUCAAUGCUAAGAGGGCAUGCCGAUAUUGGCAAUAAUGACGGCGUAGAAGCAAUUCCUGAACUUUUUGACGUUGAGAUGGCGCAGUCUUUAGAAGACUGGUAUUUGGGCAACAGGCAUAUGAUGGGAUUGCUAGAGUCGGACUUUUGA
Molecule: messenger RNA, 2166 nt
Organism: Coccidioides immitis RS
Lineage: Eukaryota; Fungi; Ascomycota; Eurotiomycetes; Onygenales; Onygenaceae
Product: transcription factor
Exons: 6
Coding region: 1-2166 (721 amino acids)
Biological process (GO): regulation of DNA-templated transcription; DNA-templated transcription
Molecular function (GO): DNA-binding transcription factor activity, RNA polymerase II-specific; zinc ion binding; DNA binding
Source: RefSeq, a predicted model, not a curated record